GCUCGGCAAUGGCGGAGAGCAGAGAGACUGGGGAGGGAGACUACGCCAAGGAUGGCUCCGUGGACCUCAAGGGGAGCCCUGUGCUUAGAUCCAAGAGAGGCGGAUGGACUGCUUGCUCCUUCGUUGUUGUGUACGAGGUGUUUGAGAGGAUGGCGUACUAUGGAAUCUCAUCCAACUUGGUGCUGUAUUUGACCAACAAGCUCCAUCAGGGCACCGUUGAUGCAGCAAACAACGUCACCAACUGGGUGGGCACUGUGUUCUUGACACCAGUCUUAGGGGCGUACGUCGCCGAUGCUCUUCUCGGCCGAUACUGGACCUUCCUCUUCUCUUCUGCCAUCUAUCUCUCGGGGAUGUGUUUGCUGACGCUAGCAGUCUCCAUCUCUCCGCUGAAACCAGAAUCCUGCAAGGGAAACUGCGAGCCAGCUUCAACACUGAAGUUGGCUGCCUUCUUUGGGGGACUGUACAUAAUAGCACUGGGAAACGGUGGAACAAAGCCCAACAUCUCGACCAUCGGAGCAGACCAGUUCGAUGAGUUCGAUCCCAAGGAGAAGAUGCACAAGCUCUCCUUCUUCAACUGGUGGAUGUUCAGCAUCUUCGUGGGGACCCUCUUCGCCCACACGUUCUUGGUCUACAUACAGGACAACGUGGGAUGGAGUUUAGGUUAUGGAAUUCCAACCCUUGGUCUGCUGAUCUCGGUGUUGAUCUUUUUGGCUGGCACACCAUAUUACAGGCACAAACUGCCCCAAGGAAGUCCAUUUACCAGGAUGGCAAGGGUUAUAGUGGCCGCGACAAGGAAGUGGAAGCUUCCCAUACCUAAUGACCCAAAGGAGCUUCAUGAGCUUGAUCUGGAGGUGUAUUCUAAGAAAGGAAAGUUCAGGAUCGACUCCACCGAUUGCUUAAGGUUCCUUAACAAAGCUGCAGUAAAAUGCAGCCCAACCACGCCAUGGACACUGUGCCCGGUCACACAGGUGGAAGAGACGAAGCGAAUUCUACGACUGCUGCCGAUUCUGGCCGCCAUGUUCAUUCCCUGCACCCUGAUCGCUCAGAUCAACACUCUCUUCGUCAAACAAGGCACUACUUUGGAUCUUCACAUUGGGCCGCACUUCCAAAUCCCCCCAGCUAGCCUGGGAGCAUUCGUCACUGUUUCCAUGCUCGUAACGGUCGGCCUUUACGACUGCUACUUCGUAAAGGUCAUGAGAGUUUGGACAAAGAACCCAAGGGGGAUCACCUUGCUCCAGAGAAUGGGAGUGGGACUGGCACUUCAGAUCGUCUCCAUGUCGGUCGCGUCGCUUACCGAAGUAAGAAGGCUAAGCAUUGCAAGAAACCAUGGAGUAGACAAGACGGGAGGCCAUAUUCCUGUCACCAUCUUCAUAUUGCUUCCUCAGUUCGUGCUGAUGGGAAUAGCAGAUGCAUUUUUGGUCGUUGGGAAGAUAGAGUUCUUCUAUGACCAAGCUCCGGAGAGCAUGAAAAGCUUGGGGACUGCCUUCUCCUUGACAGCUUAUGGGAUUGGUAAUUUCUUCAGCAGCUUUCUCCUAAAACUGGUGGCUGACAUAACGAGCAAGAAUGGCAAGGGAUGGAUACUGAACAACCUGAAUGCCUCACGUCUAGACUACUACUAUGCACUCCUCACUGUUCUUGGUGUCUUCAACUUCAUCUUCUUUUCAUAUGUGGCCCACAUUUACUCCUACAACCGGGAGUUAUGCGAAUCUAUGGAUGCGAGAAGGGAAGAACAAGGGGUGAAGUGUGAUCAGAAAGAGACAAAUGGCCAAGUUCAAUGCUUAUGAUGCAUUGGUGGAGUAGUGAGAAGGCCAGAUUAGUCUCACAGAUGCUGUGAUAUCGGUUGAUAUGCAUAUCGGAGAAUGCUUUUAGUUG
Musa acuminata subsp. malaccensis (wild Malaysian banana) is the source of this 1872-nucleotide messenger RNA. RefSeq names its product protein NRT1/ PTR FAMILY 5.2. Gene Ontology annotation, biological process: dipeptide transport; transmembrane transport. The record is from RefSeq and is a predicted model, not a curated record. Gene Ontology annotation, cellular component: membrane. Gene Ontology annotation, molecular function: dipeptide transmembrane transporter activity; tripeptide transmembrane transporter activity. Lineage: Eukaryota; Viridiplantae; Streptophyta; Magnoliopsida; Zingiberales; Musaceae.